AUGCCAGAUUAUGGAGCGUCGUCGCGAUGUCUUUGGAAUGUCCACAAUGUGUGGAGAACACUUCGUAUCAAGGUGUUUGUCGCUCUGACAUGCAAGGAGAACUGGAUCCAUGCAUGGGAAAUCUAUGGGCCAGACGAUAAGCUGUUAUCUGUACCUGUGCAUGCCUGUAUUCAUCCUGUUAUGAGGGCACCAUGUUGUACAAAGUCUGGACUACUCGCACUCACAUGCUUGCCAAUGGCAAUCGCCGCCCCUAACUGCCCCUUGAUGGGACCUGAGUUCCCCCCUCCACAGCGUUUGUCCCAGCACCCUAUCUGGCAAAAUGCACUAAAUAAUAUCACGGCUGUUUUAGAAUACAUGGACAACGGCAAUAUCGCCAAUACCGAUGCUUUCUCUUAUUCUAUCCAGGUGUUCUCGACCAAUCCAGGCAAACCCAUUCUUUGGGAACGACACAAAACCGCGAAGAAUUUACCAACAGAGAAUUUGGGCGUCAAAAAAGUAGAUGGUAAUACUGUGUAUCGAUUGGGCAGUGUUUCAAAGGUGAUAACUGUGCUGGCGUUUCUUGCGGAAGUGGGUGAUAGUUACUGGAAUAUCCCCGUUAGCGAUGUUAUACCCGAGCUGGCGAAGUACUCAGGGCAAUCUACUUUGCCCGGUUUUGACCGUCUCCGAAAGACGUCUUGGGACGAUGUAACGAUAGGCUCACUGGCGGCUCAAACUUCUGGUAUCGAACGCGACUAUGGGGUCUUAGGGGAGCUCACCGAAACGGAAGAUGUCCCAGAGAAGUGGUUAGGGGGGUUCCCUAUUCUUUCAGCUUCUGCGCUUCCACCUUGUGGGACAUGGCCUCUGUGUUCGAGAGCAGAAUUUUUCAAGGGUCUCGAGAACAUGUUCCCUUCAUAUUCACCCUGGCAGACGGCAACUUACUCGAAUAUUGGCUAUCAACUUUUCAGCUAUGCCCUUGAGAGCCUCACAAAGCGCAAGUUCGUUGAUAUCCUAGAUGACAAAAUCAUAAAGCCCCUGGGACUUAAACGAACAUACUACGAGAAUGCGCCUGUGUCAGUUGGAAUCAUACCGGGAACCUUAGAGGACACUUAUUGGAACGCUCAUCUAGGCGAUGCAAGCCCUGGUGGUAACAUGUAUUCAUCACCUAAUGAUCUCUCCGCAAUGGGUCGUGCCAUACUAUCAUCCAAACUCAUCAGGCCAUCUCUAACGCGUCGCUGGCUGAACCCGGUCACUUUCACGUCUGAUUUUGCAGCCGCAGUAGGCGCUCCAUGGGGAGUUCGGCGGAUACAGCUUGCAAAGGAUACACAACCCCAUCGUACUUUAAGUGUUUUCACUAAAGCAGGCAGCUUUCGUCAGUAUACAUCAUUUCUAACAUUACUACGCGACUUUCAACUUGGAUUUACAAUAAUGGUAGCUGGCAAGCCUGCUUUGAACAACUUCUUGGGUGCGGAUCUAUUAGGGGCCUCACUGAUCCCAGCCUACGACGCCGUGGCUCGUGAUGAGGCAGACAAGCUCUAUAGUGGCAUUUAUGUUGGUAGAGAAACUGCAGACACAGAUCCGGCAACAAGGUCAUGGCUGACGAUAAGCACGGAUCCAAACAAGCCUGGUCUCGGCGUCGAUAAUUGGAUUAGCAAAGGAACUGAUAUGAUCGAGAUGGCCAUUAAACUGCAGAGUGGCGUGGAUCAGAAACCUUUAAGGCCAGAAACGCGACUCUACUACACACAGCUGGAGUCCCAGACGGCGGAGGGUGGAAAAGAUCAGGCAUGGAAAGCCGUUUUCGAAGAUACCGGUGGACCAACAAGCAGGAGACAGCCGUUCUCCACUGAUUGUGGCUCGUGGGUCGGCAUAACGGGUAUCACCUACGGUUCGAUGCCCCUCGAUGAGUUCGUCUUCAAUUUUGACAGUGUCGGGAAUGUAUAA
Plenodomus lingam JN3 is the source of this 1917-nucleotide messenger RNA. RefSeq lists its product as uncharacterized. Lineage: Eukaryota; Fungi; Ascomycota; Dothideomycetes; Pleosporales; Leptosphaeriaceae. The record is from RefSeq and is a predicted model, not a curated record.